UUCAAGCCUGGGAAGCGCAGCCGCCACUUGCAGCUGGGGGGAGGGAGGGGGGUGGCCUGCCUCUCUGCCCCGGAAUAAGGAGGAUGUCUCUCUUCACGAAGGCGCUGAGAGUCUCCAACCGCUCGAUUUUCGUCUUCCUCUUCUUCUUUUCCUUCUCCUCCUCUUGCCUGUAUUUCAUUUAUGUGGCUCCCGGAAUAGCAAAUACGUAUCUAUUUAUGGUUCAAGCACGAGGUAUAAUGCUGAAAGAAAAUGUGAAAACAAUAGGGCAUAUGAUCAGGCUGUACACUAAUAAAAAUGCUACUUUAAAUGGCACAGAUUACCCUGAAGGCAACAAUUCAAGUGAUAACCUUGCACAAACUGUGAUGUACCUUCCAGAAAAUUUCACUUAUUCUCCUAGCCAACCUUGUCCAGAAAAGUUGCCCUACAUGAGAGGCUUUAUUGAUGUCAAUAUGAGUGAAAUUGGUUUGGAUGAAAUUCAGAAGAUAUUUUCAAAAGAUUUAGACAUUGAACCAGGUGGUCAUUGGAGGCCCAAGGACUGUAAACCACGGUGGAAGGUUGCAAUACUCAUUCCUUUUCGGAAUCGCCAUGAACAUCUUCCAAUAUUUUUCCGACACCUGAUACCAGUGUUACAAAACCAAAGGCUGGAAUUUGCUUUUUAUGUUGUUGAACAGACUGGAACACAGCCAUUUAACCGAGCAAUGCUCUUCAACAUUGGUUUUAAAGAAGCCAUGAAGGAUGGUGACUGGGACUGUGUAAUUUUUCAUGAUGUGGAUCACUUACCUGAAAACGAUCGAAAUUAUUAUGGAUGUGGUGAGAUGCCACGACAUUUUGCCGCAAAGCUGGACAAAUAUAUGUACAUUCUUCCGUACAAUGAGUUCUUUGGUGGUGUAAGUGGACUAACAAUAGAACAAUUCAAAAAAAUCAAUGGAUUUCCAAAUGCUUUCUGGGGAUGGGGUGGAGAAGAUGAUGAUCUCUGGAAUAGAGUUCACUAUGUAGGAUACAACGUAUCAAGACCAGAAGGAGAGCUAGGGAAGUACAAGUCUAUUCCUCAUCAUCACCGAGGAGAAGUUCAAUUCUUAGGACGGUAUAAACUAUUAAGAUAUUCCCGAGAGCGUCAGUACAUUGAUGGGUUGAAUAAUCUGCUAUAUACACCGACUGUUUUAGUCAGCAAAUUGUAUACAAAUGUAACAGUAAACCUUAUGCCAGAACUAGCUCCUGUCCAAGAUUAUUAAUGGAACAGCAGAAUUAAUGGAUCAAACAUUUGAAAAUAUUGAUUUGAAACCGCAAGUUAAAGACAUCAAAUCAGAUAUUUCUGAAGACUUAACAAAAGAAGUCAAAUGAUUGUAUGUGUGCCAG
Molecule: messenger RNA, 1356 nt
Organism: Lacerta agilis (Sand lizard)
Lineage: Eukaryota; Metazoa; Chordata; Lepidosauria; Squamata; Lacertidae
Gene: B4GALT6
Product: beta-1,4-galactosyltransferase 6
Exons: 9
Coding region: 84-1232 (382 amino acids)
Biological process (GO): glycosphingolipid biosynthetic process; carbohydrate metabolic process
Molecular function (GO): UDP-galactose:glucosylceramide beta-1,4-galactosyltransferase activity
Source: RefSeq, a predicted model, not a curated record